GCUGCUGGUCAAGGUGCUCUUGGCCCCUCCCCUCCCCUCAUGCUGCUAUUUUUGGCCCUUCCCCUCCUCUCAUGUUGCUGCUUUUGGUACACAGAUGAUUUUACCCUGGGUUGCCCGUGUUGAUCUGUGUUGUCCAAUGUUUCUGUGAUUGCGCUGUGGAAGGCGCCUGUCAUCGCGGUGGUGGGGUGUAAGCUGGACCUGAGGGACGACCAGCAGAACAGCCUUGAGCAGACGAUGGCGCCCAUCAUGCAGUCGUUCCGUGAGAUCGAGACCUGCAUUGAGUGCUCCGCUCUUCGCCAGAUCCAGGUGCCUGAGGUCUUCUACUAUGCCCAGAAGGCAGUGCUUCACUCCACAGCUCCUCUAUUUGACCAAGAGGCACAAUCUCUAAAGCCACGCUGUGUGAGGGCUUUGAAGCGGAUAUUCAUUCUAUGUGACCACGACAGGGAUGGAGCUCUCAGUGAUGUGGAGCUCAAUGACUUUCAGGUUUGUAUUCACUGA
This is a messenger RNA of Triticum aestivum (bread wheat), 498 nucleotides long. Its product is annotated as mitochondrial Rho GTPase 1-like. Lineage: Eukaryota; Viridiplantae; Streptophyta; Magnoliopsida; Poales; Poaceae. The transcript is spliced from 2 exons. Bases 235 to 498 code for a protein of 87 amino acids. The record is from RefSeq and is a predicted model, not a curated record.